AAACACAUCAGUCAAAUAGCCUCAAUUACAAUUACUUGCAACUCAAGCAAUAAAAAAUGGCUUCUUGUUUCAGCAAAUUCUGUCUCUAUGCUUUGCUCAUAUUGUCUGUUGCUGCCCUAGCAAGUUCUUCAGCUUCUCCACUGCUUUCUUCUACUUACUACAACAGAAUUUGUCCGAAAGCUUUACCAACGAUUAAACAUUUCAUUGAAGUUGCAGUGUCUAAAGAACCCCGAAUGGGCGCUUCCUUGUUGCGUCUGCAUUUCCAUGACUGUUUCGUUAAUGGUUGUGACGCAUCGAUUCUUUUGGAUUCUUCACCCAGCAUUGAUAGUGAAAAGAAUGCACUUGCUAAUUUAAAUUCUGCUAGAGGAUUUGAGGUUAUUGACCAGAUUAAGGUGGCUGUAGACAAAAUUUGUGGACGUUCUGUGGUCUCAUGUGCUGACAUUUUAACUGUUGCAGCUCGCGAUUCUGUAGUUGCGCUUGGAGGGCCAACAUGGACAGUUCCACUAGGAAGAAGAGACUCAACAACAGCAAGCAGGACUCAAGCAAACAGAGACAUUCCCUCACCAUUCAUGGACCUCCCUGCCCUAAUUAAAAACUUCAAGAACCAAGGUCUCAACGAGAAAGAUCUCGUUGCUCUCUCCGGGGGCCAUACAUUAGGGUUUUCAAAGUGUUUAUUGUUCAAAGACCGAAUCUACAACGACACGAAAACCAUCGACCCUAUGUUUGCAAAACAACGUAGAUUGACUUGUCCGAAAACUGGAGGUGACACGAAUCUUGCACCUUUCGAUCCAACUCCUGCACAUUUCGACUCGGCUUACUUCACCGCCUUGACCAAGAGAAAAGGUCUGCUUCAUUCUGAUCAACAGCUUUUUGUAGGCGGGUCCACGGAUGGAUUAGUAAGAACUUAUAGCUAUAAUGUCAAAGUUUUUUCUGCGGAUUUUGCGAAGUCUAUGAUCAAGAUGGGGAAUAUAAAGCCAUUAACAGGCAAGCAAGGUCAAAUUCGUUUGAACUGUAGGAAGGUUAAUAAUUAUUACUGAUGAAUUUGGUACUUGUGUAUAUGGUGAGUAUUACAAUAUUUUCGUUUCGCGUGGAAAUUGUUGAAAUUGUGUAUGUAUAAGUUAUUUAUUUUUCAUUCAAACAAAUAUUCUGUUUAAUAAAAAAGAAGGUCAAACUCUUCUUUGUGAGAAUAAUAAAAUCAUGUAUUUCAAUUUAUAAAUUUUAUUUGUUUUAUUGA
Molecule: messenger RNA, 1234 nt
Organism: Mercurialis annua (annual mercury)
Lineage: Eukaryota; Viridiplantae; Streptophyta; Magnoliopsida; Malpighiales; Euphorbiaceae
Product: peroxidase 2-like
Exons: 3
Coding region: 57-1037 (326 amino acids)
Biological process (GO): hydrogen peroxide catabolic process; response to oxidative stress
Molecular function (GO): heme binding; peroxidase activity
Source: RefSeq, a predicted model, not a curated record